This is a messenger RNA of Paramecium sonneborni, 1341 nucleotides long. The record is from the annotation of a GenBank genome assembly. NCBI's taxonomy places the organism in Eukaryota, Ciliophora, Oligohymenophorea, Peniculida, Parameciidae.
AUGCAAGACAAUCUAAAUCAAACAGCUUCCUUCUUUCAUCAUCCUAAACUCAAAAUACCAAAACUUAAAUGUACAUAUGAACUUAUUUGUUCCCCUGAUCUCGAAAUACCUACUUUUAGUAAAAAAGAUGAUUCAUAUCAACAUUAAUCAUUAUUUAAACAAUGUUAAAGGAGAAAUAGCUAAACGAAUAUUACUCAAAAUCAAUUAUCAAAUUUAUUCCAAUCCAUACCACUUAAAAAAGCUAAUUCAGAUUCUAAAACUAAUCCUAAAGUACCAUCACUUAAGAUACACUAAAAAUCACUACUUUAGAAACUUUCAGACUAUAAAUCAACCAGUUAACAUUCAACUACUCUACUCAGAGGAAGACGGAACAUCAAAANGAAAAUGUUAAUAAAAGGAGAUUAAUUAGGAUGCACUGAAGAGAUAUUAACAGUAGUUAGUAUGUUAAGUGUUCCAGGAAUAUUUUAUAGACCGAAAGAUAGAGAAGCAGAGAGUGAUGCAGCAAGAGAAAAGUUAUUCGUAGGGGAGAGUGAUCAUUUAACAAUGCUUAAUGUAUUUGAAUAAUGGAAAAGACAUGAAUUUUCUCCUGAAUGGUGUAAUGAACAUUUUGUAUAAGCAAAAAGUAUGAGAAAAGUAAGAGAAGUAAGAGCAUAAUUAAAAGAUAUAGCUGGUAAAUUAGGAUUAAAAAUGAGUACUUGUAAUUUUUCAUAUGAUGUUGUUAGAAAGGCAAUAUGUUCUGCUUAUUUUUAAAAUGCUGCAAAAAUAAAAGGUGUUGGUGAUUAUAUAAAUUUACGUACAGGAAUGCCAUGUAAACUUCAUCCUUCAAGUGCUUUAUAUUCUUUAGGUUAUGCACCUGAUUAUGUUGUAUAUCAUGAAUUAGUUAUGACAUCAAAAGAAUAUAUGCAUUGUGUUAGUGCUGUUGAUCCAUAAUGGUUAGCUGAAAUGGGUCCUAUGUUUUUUAGUAUUAAAGAAGAUGGUGAAACUAGAGCAUCAAGAAUUGAAAGUGAAAAAAAAAGUAAAAGAGAAAUUGAAUUAUCUAUUGAAAAAGCUAAAAGAGAACAUGAAAUGAAAAGUGAAGAAUGUCUUAAAAGAAGAGAAAAAGAAGAUAGAGAAAGAAGAUUAAUUAGUGAACGUACUGCAACCUUAGGUUAAAGACCUAGUAGAAUUUAAACUCCUGUUAGAUAAUAAAUAUCAUCUAUUGCUGCUACUCCAUUAAGAAGUGAAUGUGAAUCUGUCAUCUCUGGUAUGACUAGUAUCUAAGCUAAAUAAAUGAGAAUGGCUUAUUAUGAUGAUGAAGAAGAAUAAGAUCUUGGCAAAAAUAAAAUACCUAAAUUAGAAUGA